GCCUUUCUGUUUUCUGUUUCCUGCACCCGCCGCUCGCUGUCCUCACUGUUUCCUGUAUUUCUGCUGCUUUUCUGCCUGGGGACGCUCGAGUGUCGUCCCCUCGCAAAUCUGUCGACGCAGGCUGCAAACGCCGGCCACGAUUUACCGCCUCGAGGCCAGCCUGCAUCCCGCAAAUCGGCCUCCUUCGACUCUGUCGGUUUGUUUCUCAUGGGCAUCUCGUUCGGCGGCCUGGGCGUCCUCUUUUCGCACCACAAACCGCUCGCCGACUGGUCGUCCUAUGUUAUCCCAGGUCAGGUCGAAAUCAGGUCUAUGUUUUUCGCCACCGUGUCAUUGAUCGUCUUACUCUUGCUUGCGUACUUGACCAACCCGUCCGAAAGUUCCUUCAGGACUUACCUCACUGAACAAUCAUUCCGCCAGCACCUCAGUCGUCUCAACGACAGCAGCGAUGAUGAUCGAUUCGAUGCGCAAGACAAUGUCGGCGUUCACUACACUUUGUCGCGCCGCAAAUCUGCCACUCGCCGCCAGCAAGGGGUCGAAACGUCUCCCGUAGUCUUCUCCACCGGUGCCAAAGUCUCCCUCCGCACUCCCAAGCACGUUUUCCACAACUUCGGUAUCCUAACUGUCGCAGCUGUAGUUCCCCUCGGUACCAAGCCUGCCAAUGCGGUGAACGAGCGAAGCAGUCGCUCCGAAGACUUCAGCGGAUCCGCAGUCUGGGACACUUGGUUCAUCGGGGCAUUCGGUAGGUGGUGGCGCGGAGGCACUAUCGAAUCCUGGUGGCAUGACACGCUCGUCGCCACCAAGGACGAAGAAGGGUGUCGCUCGGGUUUAUUCGACAUCAAAGCUUCAGAUCCGUCGGAUCAGUAUGCUGGUCUACCGUAUGCUACGAGUCCACCGCCCCCUCGGUCACCCCCUCGGCUCAGACAACGCGAACGAUCCGCUCAGCUCCCCGCGCGCAGCUCGACUCCGCCGCCUCUGCCCAAGUCUGCUUCUUUGCCGCUGCAUAACCCGGACUAUCGACAGACCAACGGUGAUCGCACGCCCGUCCAACAAUGCAUCCAGUCCUAUCAACCCGCAGUUCCCUCAGAACAAGGUCCCGUCCGGAUUCUCUCCAGCAAUCCAUCCAGCCUAGCAAUAUUCGACCAGUCCCCCGCGAUCGCUGACAUCCUCAGGCAGAUCGAGUCAUCCAAGGCCGCCGUCGACGAGGCGAAGGGCCAGCUCGCGGACCUGCAGAACAGCGCGUCGCAGUCGCACGCUGCGCUCCAGGCUGACCUCGACGAGCAUAGGGAGAGGAAGAGGCAGGAGGAUGUGUCGAAGACCGAGCUCAAGUCCCGCACGAAGCAUCUCGAGGACCUGAAGCGCACGGCUGACAGCAGCAAGCGUGAGGCUGAGAAACGGCUGCGCGCUGCUCAAGCGUCGCGGCAGAGUGCUAUCCAGCGUGUGUCGUACUUGGACAAGGAGAUAGCGGGCUUGCAGGCGCGCAUGGUGGCGGAUGAGGAGGCUAUCGUGAAGAGUAGGCAGAGCGUGGUGGAGAUGGAGAAAGAGGCCGGGGAGACGCUGGAGGGGAAGAAGAAGGAGAUCAAGGUGGCGGAGGAUGUGAUUGCCGCACUCAACGCGCGGACGAAGGAGCUGGAAGAGAUGAUUGCGCAGGAGAAGGAGCGGCUGCAGCGCGCGAAGGACCAGGCGGAGAUCAGGAAGCAGGACCGGACGUUCAUUCCGCUUCAUGUCGUCAACAUGGAGCCCGAGCCCGCGCCAUGGCCACCCAUCUAUUGCGGUCCCCAGGAAGCCCCGGUCCCAGGUGCAGGGGAAUACGAUGUACCUCAACCACCCAGCGUCGCGCAUCCGUCGCCGGAAGUCCGACACGACCAGGGGAGCUCGGAGCACAGCCAGGGCUCUGCCGAUUCGGAUAGCUCUAAGCCUGCAAGGUUGAGUCUUGCCGGGAUCUCCAAUCUCACUUCGUCGUCCGACAACUCGAACCAGCUUGCGCUGCGCGCGAAGGGAUACUCCAUCUUUGACGAUGAUAUCGCUUCCUUGACUCAGCCCCACCACCAGACGAGUUUUGCGCCGUUCGACGCUGACUUACCGUCGCCGGCACUUUCCAUCUCGCCCGGGUCUGCAACUCUAAUCCCCAAUAGCUUGGUGCAGUCCAUCGAAACCUCCGCUGACAACAUACCUGUUUCUGACAACACUGACGCUUAUUUGGAUCGGGAGUGGGCACCAAUGCAGCGCGCUUCGUAUGGCGGCCUCACGACGUCGCCUACUUCACUCACCGGCGGUGCUUACUCUGACGAACACGAUCCGUUCGAGGUUCGCCCGCCCCCCAGAGAGCGUUACCUGCCUAUCCAGCCGGGCUCAGAGCAUCUCGACAUACCUUUCCCAAGUCGAUCCCGGACUGAUCCCUCGUCUGAUUGGCAGCCUGAGAGCGAGGCACAGCAGCAGACUGACCGGCCGUCUGCGCCUCGCCGCUGGUUCUCGGUGACAUCCAAGGAUCAACCGAAGAAGGGUUUGAACCCUGAUGCGAAGGCAUUCAAUUUCGGGAGGAAGAAGUCAUUCGGCCCCAUAGGAUCGAGGCCCUCUCCGGCGGGCGCCCUUCCCACCCCGCCUGCCUCCUUCAACUUUGAUCCUCUCAGUCCGUCCGGCCUUGUGUCCAGUGGCAUGCCUGCCACGCCCCUCACCGGGAACUCGCUGUUCUCGUCCAUGUCAAUCCGUGCGUUCGCCCCUUCCCCGGAGGAGAGGGAGGCGUUGCAACGGGCUCUGGGGGGUUCGACGAACACGAGUUUGGAGCGCCUACCUAGCCUGGCUGACGUUGGCACGCUCCCACCCUCUCCCCCGCAUGUUCACGGUGUUGCCUCCCAGUUCCCGAAAGCGCCGUUGAUGGACGGGAUUCCCGCCGGCAUGCCCCGACGGUCUUGGUUCCCUGCCUUGCCCCUUGGGCGGAAGCCAAAGUUUAGCCCAUGGGACGACGAGGAGCCCUCAGGGGAGAAGUCGGGGAUGGAGGACAAGAAUGAGCCUAGCGCGUUGUAGGGUCGGGUCUGUAAGUGUUACAAGGGGGUAGUCAAGUGCUGUUCUGAAGGGCAUUGCUGUGUUGUUAAAUAAGAAGAGGGGUGAUUCAUACAUCCAGUACUAUAUAUAUUUACGACGAGAAUGACAACGAAUUCCAAUAACACAUUCCGCUGCACAGUAGGCGCGAAUGAAUGCUUCCG
Messenger RNA from Gloeophyllum trabeum ATCC 11539, 3200 nucleotides. RefSeq lists its product as uncharacterized. The coding region runs from base 208 to 3021 and encodes 937 amino acids. The transcript has 3 exons. Lineage: Eukaryota; Fungi; Basidiomycota; Agaricomycetes; Gloeophyllales; Gloeophyllaceae. The record is from RefSeq and is a predicted model, not a curated record.